Molecule: messenger RNA, 3680 nt
Organism: Scomber japonicus (chub mackerel)
Lineage: Eukaryota; Metazoa; Chordata; Actinopteri; Scombriformes; Scombridae
Gene: hm13
Product: histocompatibility (minor) 13
Exons: 11
Coding region: 106-1239 (377 amino acids)
Biological process (GO): membrane protein proteolysis
Cellular component (GO): membrane; lumenal side of endoplasmic reticulum membrane; cytoplasmic side of endoplasmic reticulum membrane
Molecular function (GO): aspartic endopeptidase activity, intramembrane cleaving
Source: RefSeq, a predicted model, not a curated record
ACAGCUGAUCUGUGUUUAAGGAAACGUGGCCUUACCGACCGACUCUCCGGUAGAUGAGCUUCUGUCUGUUUCUCAGCCUCCGUUAGUCUCCAGCUCUGAAGCAGCAUGUCUGAGGCAGAAACAGUUCCGGUACCGGAGAUGAACGUGCCCGGCUCUAACGACACCGGCUCUAACGGGACCGAGGCUCUGAACGCCACCGCUAAGUUCGUGGCUUCACCGGAAGGCACGGCGCUGGCGUACGGUAGCCUCGUGCUCAUGGCCCUGCUGCCCAUCUUCUUCGGAGCUCUGCGGUCCGUCACCUGCUCCAAGUCUAAGAAUGCGUCCGACAUGCCGGAGACGAUCACCAGCAGAGACGCUGCCAGGUUUCCCAUCAUCGCCAGCUGCACUCUGUUCGGACUUUAUCUCUUCUUCAAGGUGUUUUCUCAGGAGUACAUCAACCUGCUGCUGUCUGUCUACUUCUUCGUCCUGGGAGUCCUGGCUCUGUCUCACACCAUGAGUCCUCUGAUGUCCAGAAUAUUUCCAGAUUCUUUCCCAAACAAACAAUAUCAGCUGCUCUUCACGCAGGGCUCCGGAGAGGCCAAAGAAGAAAUAGUCAACUAUGAGUUUGACACCAAGAACCUGGUGUGUCUGGUCAUCAGCAGUGUGGUGGGAGUGUGGUACCUGUUCAAAAAGCACUGGAUAGCCAAUAACCUGUUCGGCCUGGCGUUCGCCCUGAACGGCGUGGAGCUGCUCCACCUGAACAACGUCAGUACCGGCUGCAUCCUGCUGGGGGGGCUGUUCGUCUACGACGUCUUCUGGGUGUUCGGUACCAACGUCAUGGUAACAGUCGCCAAGUCCUUUGAAGCACCAAUCAAAUUGGUGUUUCCUCAGGACUUGUUGGAGAGGGGUCUUGAUGCCAGUAACUUUGCCAUGUUGGGUCUGGGAGACAUCGUCAUCCCAGGAAUCUUCAUCGCUCUGCUGCUGCGCUUCGACGUCAGCCUGAAGAAGAACAGCAGGACGUAUUUCUAUGCCAGUUUCUUGGCCUACAUCUUCGGCCUGGGCCUCACCAUCUUCGUCAUGCACACCUUCAAACACGCACAGCCCGCUCUGCUCUACCUGGUUCCAGCCUGCGUCGGCUUCCCCGUCGUCGUGGCACUGCUCAAAGGAGAGCUCACAGAGAUGUUCAGGUACGAGGAAACUCCUCCUGAGGACGAGGAUGCUAAAGAGGACUCAUCGGACUCAGAGAAGAAGGACCAAUAGCAUCCAUCGCUGCUCCUCCCUGCCCCCCUGCCCCCCCGCCCCCCCCCCCCCCAUCCAGCCUGCUGCCGCCACAUUUCACCGAAGCCCCUCCCUCUCCCGCCUCUCCAGCUUCCUCUCUGUUGCCGGGGAAACGGGGCUCAUGUUGCCAACGUGUUUGAUAGCCACGAGGCGCGGCGUCGUGAUUAAAGGUUGUUUGGUUACAACAGUUCAGACUCGGUGCCUGCCAUGAUUCCUCUGAGCCCCCCCAGCUGUGAGCGCAGCCGGGGGGGCUCAGACAAAGAAGGAGCGCUUGUUUUACGUUCAACAGCCUCAAAAAGUCACGUGGUAAAACGAGUGUUUCUGAGGAGGACGGAGAACAGCGAGUACAUCACAGAGCUCUGCUGCUGCUCUUUGUUUCCACGCUUCUUCUUCUUCUUGUUCUUCUUCUCCUUCUUCAUCUUCAUCUUCAUCUUCUUCUUCUUCUUCUUCUUCUUCUUCUUCUUCUCCUUCUUCUUCUUGGCUCCUCCGGGUGUGUUUGGUGCCGGCUUCUCAUCGCUCUGCCUUCUGCUUUCUCACUUUCAGCGUUUUCUCUUCUGUUUCUCUGUUCUAGUUUUAUUGUGAAAGGCCAGAGCUUUAAGACCAAAGCUGGAGCUCAAAGUUUCAGUUUGUUUAUCUGGACGCAGACGGUUUGUACGUUUUAUUAAAGCUGUCGUUUAUUCAUAGUUUAAAACAUCUGACGGUACGUUUGAAUCAUCGCAGCUAAUAAAAACUGAUGAAACUCCGCCUGUUUGUUCAGUAUCGGGUGUUAAAGUCUGCGUUUGGGGAAUUCUUCAUGUAGUUUGUCUGAUACAGAAAGUUUGAUUUCCUUUUUAAAGAAGUUUUUCUCAACCUUUGUGAAGCUGCGUCUACUUAUGGGGGCUUUUUUUUUUCUUUCUCAGAUUUUUAAUUUAGUUAUAUUUUGCUUUAAAAGGAGGAAUUUUAGCUGAUUUACUGCAAAUCGUGAAUAUGUUCUGUUACUGCUGACUGAUUUACAAAUGAUGUCAUUCUGGUUUCCAUUCAUUACCACUGGACAGAGUCUGUGUGCAGUCCUGGUCUUUGACAUUCAGACCAAAUUAAGACAAUAAAACUCUCUUGACUAAUGGAUUGAUUAUUUAAACUCUGGUCCGAAUGAAUGGAAACCAACGACUUCUUUGGAAAUCUGUCAACAGAAACAUGAAUUAUUAAUAAUCUGCAGUUAAAACUCUGGUCAGGUGUGAGCUGUGUCUCUCUUCAUGAACUAAUAACGGUUUAAAUGUACGACAGCUGUUAGAAACCAAAGGGACCAAACGUUAGAAAAGGUCACAGUUCAGUAGAAGUUUGACAUGAGUCUUAAAGUUCUGGCCUGAGAGGAGCAAAGGGAGGAGGAGGAGGAGGAGGAGGAGGAGGAGGAAGACUGAACCUCCUCUGCUGAACACUUCCAGUCCUCAUUCUCAAACCUCAUUGGUGGAGAGGCUGUGAGGGGCGGGGCCUGUAGCCUCCUCAACAAAUGAGCUGUGAGAAUGAGCCGAGGCGUCUUCAGACUGUAACGGAUCAAAUCAGUUUUAUUUCUGUAGACAAAUAUCAGAGAUGAGCUUCACACACACACAUGGUCCUGAAGGGGAGCUCAGCUGUGUGUGUGAGCAGCGUCACAUCUGAGAGUUUCAAUCAUUAGAAACUAUUCAGAUAAUUAAAGUUCCUCUGUUCUCUGUCAAUGGAAACUGAACAAGACCCUUAAAGAGGAACAUAAACCAUCGAGACAGUCGUCAGAUCAAUGAAUCAACAUUUAAUCAACAUUUCCAUUCAUUGAUUGAUCAGAUUAGAACAUCAGAUGUGAAACAGCAGCAUCAGUAAAGUUUCUUCUUCCUGUCAACAUGAGAAUAUGAGUUUCUACUGUCAGCACUUAUUAAAAAGCUUCAUCAGGACCAACGACGGUCACUUUGUUAGACAUUUACCACCAAUGUCGACGUUACGUAGGAGCAGAAAAUGACCUGCAGCUCUAAAUCCUGACAUCACUCAGCGUUACUGUAACAGGAACACUUCUUCUUCUUCUGUGGUGGUUUUUAGUUAAAUCGUUGUCAUGGCGAUCUGCAGAACGGUUUGAUUCGUUACGUCCGGGGUGUUUUUGAGCUCUGACUGGAAGUUUUCAGCUUCACAUCAUUCAGCUUGAUGUUCUUGAUGUUUGAUGCUUUAUUAAGAGAUGCACAGUUUUUGUAUUUUGAUGUAAAAAAAAAAAGGAAUAAAAAAAGAAAACAAAACUAGAAGGAUCAUGCUCAUGUUCAGCUCAGUGACGUUCAGUAUCCCCUCUUCAUUUUAUGAAAUAUAAAGUAUUCCUGUUUUCUUUUCUUUCUGGUUGUAUUUGUGCAGACGGUCGUUUUCACGCCGCCGGUUAUCUAUUUUAUUUGCAAUAAACUUUUUGGUGUUUUGAUCACCGUAUAGAAGCAAAA